Messenger RNA from Copidosoma floridanum, 3096 nucleotides. It is a transcript of the gene jef, whose product is annotated as major facilitator superfamily domain-containing protein 6 jef. Gene Ontology annotation, cellular component: membrane. NCBI's taxonomy places the organism in Eukaryota, Metazoa, Arthropoda, Insecta, Hymenoptera, Encyrtidae. The record is from RefSeq and is a predicted model, not a curated record.
UCUAUUUGAGGGUUAGGAGAAAUUCUAUUGUAUCGGAAACUGCAGAAAGUAAAGCCACGUCCUUUACAUUAAAAUUUAAAGAUCAUUUUUCUUAUAACUAUACGCUGGUACAUUAAAUAACUCUUAAAUUGUAAGAAGAUGCAAGAAUAUAAUAAUCAUACAGCUGAAGCAUGGUUAAAUAAAAGUGAAACAAUCAAAUCGAACGAUUCAGCUCAUAUAUUUGGAGCUCGACCCAUAGUAGAUCCAUCUGCAGAAGGAAAUGUUGAUCCUAACCUGUAUCCACAACCCAAAGAAGCUACUCAUAAAAUUCGUGGAAAAAAUGAUUUUUUAGAAUACCUCUUUGGAACAGUUGAUCAAGAACUUCUUAUUGUCAAGACUUUCUACUUUUUUUUUUAUUCUGCAUUUGGUUCUCUGUUUCCAUUAAUGGGCGUAUAUUUUAAGCAAAUGGGUAUGAAUGCUGGUCAAUGUGGAUUAAUUAUAGGUUUAAGGCCAUUUGUUGAAUUUUUCAGUGCUCCUUUUUGGGGUUCUUGGGCUGACAGGUGGCAAAAAGGAAAACAACUUCUUUUGGCAUCAUUAUCUUGUUGGAUAAUAUUUACUUUACCACUUGGAUUUAUUCAACCGCCAGCUACAUCAUGUAUGUUGUAUGAAAAUCAUACUUAUUACUUGUAUAUACCAGAUUCUGAUCAAAAAAUUGUUAAAAGAUCUGUCAGUAUUAGAAAUAAUCAGUAUAAUUCAAGAGUCUUUUCUUAUCAGAAUGCUCACUAUGACACUAACGGUACACUAUUUGAAAGAUCUUUUAAUGGGUACAAUAAGAAAUCUGAUGCUGUCCACUACGAUAUGAGUGAAAAUAACUUGUUGGAGAGAAACACAGCUCUUAACAUAUCAGUCAAUAAUCACGGGAGUUUUUACAAUGAAGCUAAACAUAUUAUCAACAAUUCUACACAAACAAAUAUGUUAUUAGAUGACGCACCAAAAUAUAAUAACUGGCUCAAGAAUAGUUUGAAUGAAGCAGUUGAGAAUAAAAAAAAUUCCUCAACCAUCAAGCUCAAACCUAACACAGUGACACAGUUAUUUUCUAUAAACAAUACGACCAGAGAUAAGUUACUACAGUUACAAUCCUUAAAUGCUUCUAUUUCAAAAAAUAUAUCUGAAGACUAUACAAAAGACAGUAAUAUAAUAACAAGCUCUUUGCCAGGUAGACCAUAUACGGCUAGUACGAGUAAGAGUGAGAAAUUUUUUAAGAAUCGUAUAAUAUUAGAACAUCAAAAAGUAACAGCACCUCAGCUUUAUCUCCCGAGGCAACGACGACAAAUCAGAAAUUUUCAAUAUCCCACUGGGCAAAGUCCAUUAUCAGUGACAUUUGCUGCAAAUUACAAGGGAAACAAACAUAAGGAAUGGGUUAAGCCACAGUUUAGUUCAAUUGUUUAUAAAUUACAGGAUAUUCAGAAGACUUUUUUUCUUCUUCUACUGUUGGUGAUAGUUGGAGAAUUUUUCUCUGCUCCUGCAAUCACUCUUGCAGACUCUGCUGUUAUUACUCUUUUAGGAGAGGAUGCUGAUAGAUACGGUCAUCAACGGAUGUUUGGAAGCUUAGGAUGGGGCUUAGCAAUGUUUUUUGUUGGAAUUGCUUUGGAUCAUAGCACGGCUUUUCCCGAUCAUCCCUGUGGUCCAGAUAUAAAAGAGAGAAACUACACUAUUUGUUUUACUAUAUUCAGUGUUUUGAUGGGAGCUGCUCUCAUAACAGCAACGCAAAUAAAUUUUAAAUAUGAUCCUAUUUCAUUGCAGGAAGAAGAUAAACAAUCAAUCGAACGUACUAAAGAAGAGCAGUUACAAAGUCAACUAUCACAACAAUUAAACUUACCAAGCUUACAAGAGUCAUCGGCAUCUAGCACUAACGUAAGAUUGAAUCCACCAGAAGAAAAGACAAAAAUGUUCGCUCAAACCACUCGAGAAAUACCAGAAUGGAUAACAGUCUUUAAACAAUUUCAAGAUUUAAAAUGUGCAUCAUUUUUGUUUGUUGCCUGGUUCAUGGGUUUUGGAAUUGGUCUCAUUUUUACAUUUUUAUUUUGGCAUCUUCAGGACUACGGUGGGACUCCGACUCUUUUUGGAGUAGCUUCAGUUAUCAAUCAUGUCUCAGAAAUUUUUGCAUAUUUUUUCAGCUUUAAGCUUAUACGUCACAUUGGACAUGUCAAGGUUUUGUGUCUAGGUUUGGGAGGCAAUGUUUUACGAUUUCUGUAUAUAUCAUGGUUGCAAAAUCCUUGGUGGGUAUUGCCAUUUGAAUUCAUUCAAGGCAUCACUCAUGCUGCAGUUUGGGCAGCUUGUUGCAGCUACAUUGCCCACAACACUCCAACUCCUUUGCGCUCUAGUGCACAGGGUGUGCUUCAAGGGUUACACCAUGGCUUAGGUCGUGGUUGUGGUGCAGUCAUCGGUGGUAUAUUUGUUGCAGUAUAUGGUACAACUGUAACCUUUCGAGCAUAUGGUGUUUUAUGUUUAGUAGUAUUGGUCGCCUUUAUUUUUAUCAACUUUUAUCGGAAAGAGACGGGUUUUAUAUCAGACCUUCCACAAUCAGAGGAUCCUCAUCAAGUAGCAGAAGUGACCCAUUUGGCACCACAUGGAGUUCCGAGUAAUGCUAUUCCAAGAGCUCUAAGUUCUAAUCGACUUAACGAAAUGACGUAUCAGGACAGCAGUUACGGUACAAUUUAUCAAACUGCUGGUGGUAAUUUAAGUGUACCAGGAGAAACUAAAGACAAAAUAUGAGAACUGAGUCAGUAAUAAUGAGACAACUCUAUCUUACGGUUAGAAGAAGAGAGUAACAUCGUGCUCGAACCAAAUGCUCCAACAACAAUAAGCAUUAUUAUAAUGAUCAAGAACCAAAUCCUACAACAAUGUCAAGUUUUUCGAAUUCUACAAAAUAAAGUGAUUCAUGAUUUUAUUUUUGUUUCUAAUACGUUUUAGAAAUAAAUUAGAUGACUUGAAAUAUGACAUGAAUAAAAAUUAGAUAAAAGAGUUGUUCACGAAAUAAUACAAUACUUAAUAAAUAAGUAAAGAAGCUCCAUGCACAGUUUUGUAUGUUCUGAAUGAAAGUGUUUAGUUCUAAAU